UCUCCUCAUUGCUCUUUUUCUUUGUGUGUGUGUGAUUGAAUCUUGUUUCAGGCUAUCCUCUUCAACCGAUACAAACCCCAUUUGAGAAAAAAAAUUGAAAGAAAGAGAAGGAGCAACUUCGUAAAUGGAGGAUGAUAUAGAAGUACCCUUAAACGUAUCUUGAUCCUUCUUCACCUUAUAAGAUCGCUCUUUCCUUAAAAGAACGAUGCCUGUACCAGAUCCAGGGGCGGGUCGGGUAUUCAUAUUUCUCAUAACCUUGUUUCUCUUCCUAUCAAUAGCUGUCGGAGGAGGUUGUCUAAUUGCAUACACAAUCCUCCCUUACCCUCCAGCUUGGCUCUCUUACCUAGGCAUUUUCUUUGUAUGUCUCCCUUGGUCCUUUUGGAUCCUAACCUUUGCGUACCGCAUAGUCUCCCGCACUUUUGGGUUUAGGAUGGUCAUUGGAUCGGGUGGUAAUAACAACAAUGCGACCGGAGAGUCCAAUGCUCGUGAUAUUGAUCCUCCCGAGCAAUCUUUAGAGGCUCAUGAUGAUGAUCCUGAGGAGAUAGCUCACCAACAAGGGCAAGUUGAAGGGAACCAAUCAAAGAAAAGAAUGUCAACCUCCACGGUAGAUUCACAUGAAAGUGAGAUGCCACUAGCCAUUUCUAUGGGCUCAUGA
Raphanus sativus (radish) is the source of this 655-nucleotide messenger RNA. RefSeq lists its product as uncharacterized. NCBI's taxonomy places the organism in Eukaryota, Viridiplantae, Streptophyta, Magnoliopsida, Brassicales, Brassicaceae. The transcript has a single exon. The coding region runs from base 206 to 655 and encodes 149 amino acids. The record is from RefSeq and is a predicted model, not a curated record.